This is a messenger RNA of Onthophagus taurus, 879 nucleotides long. RefSeq lists its product as uncharacterized. The record is from RefSeq and is a predicted model, not a curated record. Lineage: Eukaryota; Metazoa; Arthropoda; Insecta; Coleoptera; Scarabaeidae.
UCACCAAACGAACGUUCGCAUUAUUUCGAUAAAUUCCGUUUGAAUACUAAGUAAUUUAAUCUAGAUUUAGUUUUAAAAAAUAGGCCUAAACUGAUGGAAAUCGAUCAUUUUACGUUCGGUGGUCGUUCGAUUAACUUCACCAUGAUUUUGAAAUUAAUAACGUUAUUUUUGUGUCUACAUUUUUUAAAAUGUGAAACAUCAACAAAUGUUAAAGAUUCUUACAUAAAAGCCUAUGAUCAAAGUAAAGUUUUAAAUAAAAAAUCCGAUCCUGGUGAGUAUGGAUUUUCUUCAAAUGGAUUUCCUUCAAACGGAUAUUCUCCAAGUGGAUAUCACCCGAGUGGGUAUCAGGAGUAUGAAAAACCAUAUUAUGGACCACCUAAGGUUUAUGGACCACCACAAUAUUACCCAGAACCAAAUUAUCCCCCACAUCCUCCUCCACAACAACCCUACGGGCCUAAAGACCAAUUUUUACCCCAUGCUCUUUUGACGGUGUUGGAUAAAAUAAAAUACAAAAUUGAUUUGUUAACAAUUGGUAAAAUAAUCCUUAAAUUAGUUAUUUUCAAGAAAAUCGUCUCAUUUAUUGGAAUAUUAUGUUUGUUAUUGUUUAUUCCAUCCUUAAAGAAAAAGCACCUUUUCCUUGGUGGCGGAAAUUUAGGUGAAGAUAUGUUUCGAAGUCUUGAAACGAAAAAUUUGGGUGACGAAAAAAUCGAAAAUAUUUCUACAUUUCUUGCAGAUUCAAUACAGAAAUUUUCCCAACCUAAUAAUGAAUCAAUAAACUGCAAAUCAAUGUUUUGCAAAUCUCAAAGAUUAUCAAAAUACAUCAAUAAUAAAUAUUCGUAUGAUAAAUUAAUUAGUUUGUAUUCAAACGAGUUAUCUUAA